GUCUUGACUGUUGAGUGGCGUGCAUGCCAGGUUCUCUAAUCUCUGCCUCAUUCUCAUUUUUUUUCCUUUCUGCUUGACUGACUUUCACAAUUCUAUAAGUCUCACAGCAUGUCCACGCUUAUCAGAAAAAUCAGCAGAGAAUAGCUUUGCAUACGUUUCAUCAUCUUUUGCUCUCACCAAGGCUUUGCUUCUGAGCUGAGAAAUAACAACUAAAGUUGAAGGGGAUGAUGAUGAUGAACAACCUUCCUUCAUCACGAUCCGAAAAGGGCCUUUCCAUUCAAACAUGUUUUCCAGAAAUCAAAUCCGUUGUAAAUUCUGCCAGUUCUCUGGGGGACUAUAAAACAAGCGUGGCUACAUGUUCUGAUAUUGGUAUAACCAUGAAGUGUGGUUUUGGCCAAAUCGCUUCCAAUGCUGUCGCUCAGAUAAAUUCAGAAGCCAUAGAUUACGAUGUAAGUUUUCAACAAGGAGCAAUGUCUCAGUCAUGUGCAGCUUCUGGAGAGGUAGAAAGGAAUCAUUUUACUGCUUAUGUCUCGUUGCAUCUCGCGGCACUCAAGGGUGACUGGGAAUAUGCAAAAUCAUUUUUGAUGUUGAAUCCACGAGCAGUGUCUGCCAGUAUAACUAGGAAUCAGGAAACUGCUCUUCACAUUGCUGCCGGAGCUAGACAUACUGUAUUUGUUCAGGAACUUGUGAAUAUUAUGACACCUGAUAACUUGGAAUUGCAGAAUAAGGUUGGGAACACAGCUCUGUGUUUUGCUGCUGCAUCUGGAAUAAAAAAGAUUGCAGAGGUGAUGGUUAAUAAGAACCAAAAUUUGCCGUCAAUCCGAGGUAGUGAGGGAGCAACACCAUUGUGUAUGGCUGCUCUAUUAGGCCAUAGAGAUAUGGUCUGGUAUCUUUAUUCUGUUACCAAGGACACUGAUCUAAAAGAAGAAGAUCGAAUCGAACUUCUCAUUGCUGUCAUCAACACUGGCCUUUUUGAUGUGGCGUUGGACUUAAUUCGGCAUCAUCCUGAACUAGCUAUAGCUCGGGAUGGAAACGGAGAGACAGCUCUUCAUGUAUUGGCAAGAAAACCUUUGGCAUUUGUAAGUGGAAGUCAGCUUGGGAUACGGCAGAGGUGCAUUUACUCAUUGCCAGGUAUAAGGGCAGUCCUUAACACAAAGCAAACACAACUCCAAGCUCUUAAAUUGGUGAAACGACUUUGGAAACGGGUGUUGAUGCUGGAUGACUCAAAAAUUGGAGAACUACUGAGGAAGCCGUCUCGAUUGUUGUUUACUGCUGCGAAGUUGGGGAACGUCGAGUUCAUUACAGUGCUGAUUAGAAUGUGUCCUGACCUCAUUUGGAAGGUUGAUGAUCACAGCCAAAGCAUAUUUCAUAUUGCAGUCUUGCAUCGACAAGAAAGUAUUUUUAAUCUCAUACAUGCAAUUGGUGCUCAUAAAGACCUGAUAGCAGCUUAUAAAGAUGAAAACAAUAAUAAUAUGUUACAUCUUACUGGAAAGCUGGCGCCUCCUGACCGUCUUAAAAUUGAUUCUGGUGCAGCUCUGCAACUUCGACGCGAGUUGCACUGGUUCAAGGAAGUUGAAAAGGUUGUCCAACCAUCUUAUAGAGAGUCCGAAAAUUCGGAGGGGAAAACACCUCAUAUUUUGUUUUCCGAGGAGCAUGAGAAACUUUUACGAGAGGGCGAAAAGUGGAUGAAAGACACUGCAUCUUCAUGCAUGCUUGUGGCAACGCUUAUUGCCACUGUGAUGUUUGCAGCAGCCUUUACCAUGCCUGGUGGCAAUGACAAUCACACAGGCAGGCCAAUUUGUCUACGCAAAGUAUCGUUUCUGGUUUUUGUAGUGUCAAAUGCUUUGGCGCUAUUCAGCUCUACCACUGCAAUAUUAAUGUUCCUUUCCAUUCUUACCUCGCGCUAUGCAGAAGAAGAUUUCCUGCAUUCCUUACCAAACAAAUUGAUAAUAGGCCUUGCAGCCCUCUUCAUCUCAAUAGCCACCAUGAUGGUAGCAUUUGGAACCACUCUUUUCCUUGUUCUUGGCAAAGAAUUCUCAUCCAUUGCCAUUCCAAUUGCUUCAGUGGCUUUUGUUCCUGUCACUUUGUUUGCCAUGCUUCAGUUCCCUCUUUUUUCUGAUACGAUCAACCAUUUAUAUGGGUUCAGUAUUUUCUCAGGUCCCAACCAUCAUCUCUUUUAUUAGCUUAAUCCUGAUAAUCUUCUGUGAACAAUACAGUGGAUUCCAUGUUAUAACCAGUCAUGUCCAAUCACAUGAUGAAACAUUAGUAAUACUAUGUGUUUGUAUUCCAUUUAUUAGUAGUUGUGGCAUUACUCAAUUGUAACUAGUUUUAUCAGAAUAUAUAAUAUAGAUUUGCAUGCUUUGUAUUUCGAAAUUGGAUUGCCUUCCUUUAUAUGCUGUCAAAGGCAAUUGGAAUCUCGAUUGGAUUACCUUUCUUUCUCUUUCCACGCUCGAAGGAAUAAUUUAGUCGAAAUUCACAGAUGAAGUACCAUUUUCUUU
Molecule: messenger RNA, 2498 nt
Organism: Mangifera indica (mango)
Lineage: Eukaryota; Viridiplantae; Streptophyta; Magnoliopsida; Sapindales; Anacardiaceae
Product: ankyrin repeat-containing protein NPR4-like
Exons: 7
Coding region: 225-2183 (652 amino acids)
Molecular function (GO): protein binding
Source: RefSeq, a predicted model, not a curated record